GGGAGGAGAGAUCGAGCGAGAGCGCGAGAGAGAGAGCGGCGAUGGAGAAGAGGGCGAAGAAGCCGAUACAUCUCUUCUACUGCGCGGAGUCCGAAGAGCUCGCGAGGAAGGUCGCGGAGCAAUCCGAAUCCAUUCAGCUCCAAUCCAUUUCUUGGAGAAGCUUUGAUGAUGGAUUCCCGAAUCUCUUCAUCAACAAUGCACAUGAUAUUAGAGGGCAGCAUGUUGCUUUUUUAGCUUCUUUCAGUUCUCCUGGAGUAAUUUUUGAGCAGAUAUCUGCAAUAUUUGCGUUGCCAAAGCUCUUCAUUGCCUCCUUUACAUUGGUUUUACCAUUCUUCCCAACUGGUUCUUUCGAACGUGUGGAAGAAGAAGGAGAUGUGGCUACUGCAUUUACAAUGGCACGCAUAUUGUCAAUGAUCCCUAAAUCUAGGGGCGGUCCAACCAGUGUGGUCAUCUAUGACAUACAUGCUCUGCAGGAAAGAUUCUACUUUGGGGAUGAUGUCUUGCCUUGCUUUGAAAGUGGGAUACCUCUGUUGUUGCAACGUCUUCGCCAACUUCCUGAUGCUGAUAAUGUAACUAUAGCAUUCCCGGAUGAUGGUGCAUGGAAGCGUUUUCACAAGCAACUGCAAAAUUUUCCUAUGGUUGUUUGUGCAAAAGUUCGUGAAGGUGAUAAGAGGAUAGUUCGAAUUAAGGAAGGGAACCCUGAGGGUCGGCAUGUUGUAAUUGUUGAUGACUUGGUGCAGUCUGGAGGCACUCUUAUUGAAUGUCAGAAAGUUUUGGCUGCUCAUGGUGCUGCAAAAGUUAGUGCAUAUGUCACCCAUGGUGUGUUUCCCAAGCAAUCAUGGGAGCGAUUCCUGCAGAAUAGUUCUGAGGGGCUGGUGAACAGUUAUGCUUACUUCUGGAUAACAGAUUCCUGCCCGCUUACUGUCAAGGCCAUAGGCAAUAGAGCUCCAUUUGAGGUGCUCAGCCUUGCUGGAUCCAUUGCGGAUGCUCUUCAAAUCUAAUACUGCAAUAAAGACUUGUAUUAGAAUAGAGAUGAACUUUGCAGAUAUUAUCCUAAUUUUUGUAAAAACUCAGAAAGACUCGUGUUAGGGAUGGAGAUAAGCUGAUGAACUUGUAUUCUUUUUGCAGGGAAAGGGUGAAGAAUGCCACUGAAAAUAUUCUAAUGUUUCUAAGCACCAUGAACUUGUAUUGGCUAGAUGAGUAACUAAAUUGUUCUCUAAUGAAAUAGUUGUGCCCGAAUUGUUCAAUCUCA
This is a messenger RNA of Phoenix dactylifera (date palm), 1252 nucleotides long. The record is from RefSeq and is a predicted model, not a curated record. NCBI's taxonomy places the organism in Eukaryota, Viridiplantae, Streptophyta, Magnoliopsida, Arecales, Arecaceae.